AUGUCUUUACAAAAAGUAAAAUUAUCUGAAAAUAUGGAAAACAUUUCAUUAAAGAGUCCAAGAAAGGUUUUGACUGAGAGCGCACAUAACGUUCGUAAAGUUACUUUAAAUGACGAGGAUUUUAGUAUACCUGCCAAAACUUGUAAAAAUGAAGACAAUACAGCUUCAAUUGCAAAUAAAGCAAGUGGAGCCCCAUUUGACCCAUCUAUUGAACCAUUACUUAAGGAUAAUCCAAGACGGUUUGUUAUAUUCCCUAUCCAAUAUCAUGAUAUUUGGGAAAUGUACAAGAAGGCUGAAGCAUCUUUUUGGACAGUUGAGGAAGUUGAUCUAUCAAAAGAUAUGGCAGACUGGAACAAAUUAACUUCCGGGGAACGUCAUUUUAUAUCACAUGUUCUAGCAUUUUUUGCAGCUUCAGAUGGAAUUGUAAAUGAAAAUCUUGUUGAACGUUUUAGCCAGGAAGUACAAGUAACCGAAGCUCGUUGUUUUUAUGGAUUUCAAAUAGCUAUGGAAAAUGUUCACUCGGAAAUGUAUAGUAUUCUAAUUGAUACAUAUAUUAAAGAUCCGAAAGAAAGAGACUUUCUUUUUAAUGCAAUUGAAACAUUACCGUGUGUUAAGAAAAAAGCUGAUUGGGCACUAGAAUGGAUUUCAAGUAAAUCUGCUAACUAUGGAGAACGUAUUAUUGCAUUUGCAGCUGUUGAAGGAAUAUUCUUUAGUGGUAGUUUUGCGUCAAUAUUUUGGUUAAAAAAACGUGGCCUUAUGCCAGGAUUAACAUUUUCAAAUGAAUUGAUUUCAAGAGAUGAAGGAUUACAUUGUGAUUUUGCAUGUUUAAUGUUUAAACAUUUAAUACAAAAACCAAGUAAAGAAAGAAUUAUUGAAAUUAUAUCUGAAGCUGUGAAAAUUGAACAAGAAUUUUUAACUGAUGCAUUACCUGUAAAUUUAAUUGGUAUGAAUUGUACUUUAAUGUCACAAUACAUUGAAUUUGUUGCUGAUCGAUUGCUAAGAGAGUUGGGAGUUGAAAAAAUUUAUAAUACACCAAACCCUUUCAGUUUCAUGGAAUUAAUAUCAUUAGAUGGAAAAACAAACUUUUUUGAAAAAAAAGUUGGGGAAUAUCAAAAAUGGGGAGUAACAGCAAAUCCAUUAGAUAAUGUAUUUACUCUUGACGCAGACUUUUAAAGAGGUUUAAAAAUUUACGUUUGCAAGAUGUAUUAGAUUAAAUGUUUCACAAAAAGGUAUGGGUGAAUUUUAAAUUAAAUGAAGUUAAUUUUAUUUAAAUUUUAAGGUUUUAUAUAAUGUAUAUUAGUAUAAAGCUCAAUUUUAAUUAUUCUAAUUUUUGGAGCAAAAAUUUGCAAAGUUUAGUUUUAGAUAUUCUUUUUUUUUUACCUUACUUGAAUCAAGAUUACCGAACAACUAAUAUAAACAAUGAGUGUUCGAAAUGUAUUCUAUACGGAAAUCAAUUUAAAAAUUAACUCAACCUAUUUAUGUAUAUUUUAAAACUGACAAUGUAUUAUAAAAGUAUAUAUUGUAAAUCAGACUAUAGAUCUUAGGACAUAUUUUAUAUAUAAUUGUAUUGUAUAUUUGACCAAGAAUUUUAUCUCACGAACUAAUAACAUAAUGAAUAGGAACAUUUCGUUAAGGAUGUUUAUAUGUUUUUGAGUGCCUUUAUGAGCAAAAGAAUCUAUCGAUUAGAAUUGAAAAUUCUUAUUAGUUAUAAUGUAAAAGCUUUAUUUUAAAUUAAAUAAAAAGAAAAAAAUCAA
Condylostylus longicornis is the source of this 1754-nucleotide messenger RNA. It is a transcript of the gene RnrS, whose product is annotated as ribonucleoside-diphosphate reductase subunit M2. Gene Ontology annotation, biological process: deoxyribonucleotide biosynthetic process. The annotation marks the transcript as partial. Gene Ontology annotation, cellular component: cytosol. The record is from RefSeq and is a predicted model, not a curated record. Gene Ontology annotation, molecular function: ribonucleoside-diphosphate reductase activity, thioredoxin disulfide as acceptor. The transcript has 4 exons. Lineage: Eukaryota; Metazoa; Arthropoda; Insecta; Diptera; Dolichopodidae.